AUGGAGGGGCUGGCGCUGGCCAUCUGGGUGUCCCUGGUGUCUGCAGGGCUGGCGGGCUCCGGGAAGGCACCCGGAAACGGGCGCCCGGGGGCCUGGGCUGGCAGGUCCAGCGCGCCCUCCGCCCCGGGCCAGACAGCCCUCCCGGGCUGGGAACCUGAGCUGCUUCCAGUGCUUCAAAGCCCAGAGCAGGAGCAAGUGCCACCCCACCAAGUGCCAGGAGACCAGCACGUCUGCAUCUCCAGCGAGGUGGCCAUCUUCUCCCAGUCGAGGAGCAGGGUGGUGCUGAGCAAGCGCUGCGCCCCGCGGUGCCCCCACGCCAGCGGCGCGUACGACUGGUCGCCGGUGCUGGGCGUGCAGGGCAGGAUCGUCAGGCGGUGCUGCUCCCGGCCCCUCUGCAACGCGGCGCCCGCGGCCCCGCCAGCCCCGCUCCUGCUGCUGCCCGCGGCGCUGGGCCUCCAGGGGGCCCUGCGGUGA
Messenger RNA from Perognathus longimembris pacificus (Pacific pocket mouse), 474 nucleotides. RefSeq names its product lymphocyte antigen 6L-like. The transcript is spliced from 2 exons. Lineage: Eukaryota; Metazoa; Chordata; Mammalia; Rodentia; Heteromyidae. Gene Ontology annotation, cellular component: plasma membrane. The record is from RefSeq and is a predicted model, not a curated record. Bases 1 to 474 code for a protein of 157 amino acids.